Messenger RNA from Lodderomyces parapsilosis, 846 nucleotides. RefSeq lists its product as uncharacterized. Gene Ontology annotation, cellular component: preribosome, small subunit precursor; preribosome, large subunit precursor; nucleus. NCBI's taxonomy places the organism in Eukaryota, Fungi, Ascomycota, Pichiomycetes, Serinales, Debaryomycetaceae. Gene Ontology annotation, biological process: rRNA processing. The record is from RefSeq and is a predicted model, not a curated record. The transcript has a single exon. The coding region runs from base 1 to 846 and encodes 281 amino acids.
AUGUCUCAAGCUUCCAACUUUGUUAAAAAGUUAGCCUCCAAUGACAAACCAACAAGAGAUGCCGCACUUGAAUCUCUCAAGAAAUUUCUUAUUUCUAAAUCGUCCAAAACAUUUUCAAUAUCACUACUCGAUGCAGAAAAAUUAUGGAAAGGGUUAUACUAUUCAAUGUGGUUUUGCGAUCGGCCAAAAGCUCAAGAACGUUUAGCGGAAAACUUGGGAAAAUUGUAUCUGGAAAACAUCAACUCAAAUGAAGUUUUUCUUCGAUUUGUUGAAGCAUUCAAUUUGAUCAUGAUUAAAGAAUGGAGUAGUAUUGAUCAAUGGAGAAUAGAUAAAUAUUACUUGUUGAUUAGACGAGUGUUGAGACAUAACUUUAAGUAUUUGAAACUGCAUCAAUGGGAUGAAACUUUGGUUAACGACUGGGUUGAUGUUAUGCGUCGAACGAUUUUGAGUGGAGAUGCCAAAGCACCUGUCGCUUUACCAUAUCAUUUGUGCGAUAUCUACUUGGAUGAGCUUCAGUUGAUUUUGUUUGAAGAAUUGGAAGAAGAAGAGUUGGAUAAGGAGGAUCCAGGGUAUUUGCAAAAAUAUGAAAAUUUGAUGAGACAAAAGAUUGAGAUUGCUGAUGGUGUACCGGUAUUGAAGCUAAUAGGUCCAUUCCAAAUCUUGAAUAAGGAGGCGAAAUUGAAACCAUUGAGGGAGAAGUGUAAAGAGGACAUUUUGGAUGAUGAAAGAUUGGUUGAUUGGGCGGUUAUUGAAGAUAAAAGUGAUUCAGACCUGGAUGAAGAGGACGAUGGGGUUGCGGAGAAAGAUGAUGAUGAUGAAGAGGAAGAGGAAUGGAAAGGUUUUUAG